AUGGCGGCAGCCACUCGUUUUGCCUUCCUGGCCACGGCCGAUCUCAUCCCCAGGCCUCUCGCACCUUUCCUGCGAUCCCGCGUCCUUCAAGAAGGCACCUUCGGCGUCUCCCAUACCCGUGUGCCUACAGAGUCCCGCCCGGGGCAUGUAGCUUUGAUCGCCGGGUUAUACGAAGAUGUUUCCGCCGUCGCCACCGGCUGGAAACUCAACCCUGUCAAUUUCGAUAGUGUCUUUAACCGAAGUCGUCAUACUUGGAGCUGGGGUAGCCCAGAUAUCUUGCCCAUGUUCGAACAAGGAGCUGUUCCCGGCCGGGUUGAUACAUAUAUGUACGAACCAGAGUUCGAAGAUUUUACUCAGGAUGCUCUUCGCCUCGACUACUGGGUGUUUGACCAUGUUAAGCACUUUUUUGCAGAGGCCGCAAUAAACCAGACUCUUAAUAAAGCCCUUCGCCAGGAUAAGAUUAUUUUCUUCCUACAUCUGCUUGGGCUUGAUACAACUGGGCACUCCUAUCGACCGUACUCAAAGGAAUAUUUAAAUAAUAUCAAAGUGGUGGACCAAGGCGUUAAGGAGAUAACAGAACUUGUCCAGAAAUUUUACGCAGAUGACAGAACAGCCUUUGUAUUCACCGCAGAUCAUGGCAUGAGUGACUGGGGCAGUCACGGUGAUGGUCAUCCAGAUAAUACCCGCACGCCUUUCAUUACGUGGGGUUCCGGUGUGGCCGCUCCUGAGGUGCAUCCUGGUACUAUUGCCCCAGGACAUGAUGCGUACUCAUUAGAUUGGGGGCUCGAUCACAUUCGUCGACACGAUAUUAACCAGGCGGACAUCGCCGCCUUAAUGUCCUACUUGAUCGGUGCCGAGUUCCCAGCUAAUUCGGUCGGAGAGCUUCCCUUAUCAUAUCUGGCCGCAGACAAUAGCGAGAAGGCUUAUGCAUCGCUUGUCAAUGCCAAAGGUAUUUUGGAGAUGUAUCGUGUCAAGGAAAAUAAAAAGAAGACGAAUGAACUGCGAUUCAAGGCAUACCACGCGUUUGACGGAGAGGGUUCUCCUGAAAACCGCAUUGCUGCGAUUGUAGAUCUCAUUGCAAAUGGGCAGUAUGAAGAGGCUAUUGAGGAGUCAAAUACCCUCAUUCAAGCAACGCUGCAGGGCCUGCGCUAUCUCCAAACGUAUGACUGGCUGUUUCUUCGGGCUCUUAUUACCAUGGGAUAUCUUGGCUGGAUGGCAUAUGCCACAACCAUAGUGGUAAACAUGUUUGUCGUCCACGAGGAAAUAGCAGCGCAAAGGACUCUUUUCAGUGCCGCCACCUUUUUAGGAAUUCUGUUUGCUCUUUAUGCGUCGUUCAUUAUUUCCAAAUCACCCCUCACAUACUAUUUAUAUGCCUUUUUUCCUGUUGUAUUCUGGGAAGAAGUUUAUGCCCAUAGACAGAGUCUUUAUCACGGAAGAUUGGUAUUAUUUGGCCACAUUCAGUCCGCAGGAGGUGUGGCGACGCUGUUUCUUCAUACCAUUUUUUACAUUGCUGUCAUACAAUCUCUGGCUGUCGGAUAUAUUUAUCGAGAGGUACUGACCGGAUUGUUUGUCCUGGCAGCGGCUUGGCCUGUCAUGUAUGGCCUGUCUUUCUUACAAAACCAUGCAUUGCUCAUCAUGACAUGGGCAGCUUCAUGCCUGACAAUGAGCACAUUCACGUUGCUUCCAGCCAUGAAAGUUGAAAGCAUUGGUCUAAUCCUUGCUGGUGGCUUUGUCAUGUUUCUCGUUGGCUUUCUUUACCUGAUUCUCGAAGACACCGUUCUCGCCGAUUUUUCGUGGGCUGCCAGCUCAGAUCCUUCACUUAAGAAGUCAAACAAGAAUAUUCAGCGAACAUUAACUGGCAUCCAGCUGGGACUUAUUCUCUUGUCCAUGCUUGUAACGCGGUCUAGCGCCUUGUCCCUUCAGGCUAAGCGAGGUCUCCCAGUCGGCAAUCAAGUUCUUGGAUGGGCUAUCCUCAUCAUUUUUUUGACAUGCGCACCUACAUUUGUCAUUCUUACAAUCUCAUAUGAAGGCCUUUUUUACGUCGCUUUCUCAGUGACCCUACUUGUUUGGGUGCGCCUGGAGUACGCAGCCGAAAUUUUCUGCCGCAAGCAUCAGCAAAACAACGGGAGCUUGGUGCAACCUAAUACAUUUAACCAAGACUUGAUACAACAUCGAGAACUCAGGCUCUCGGAUGCACGGGUGGCGCUUUUCUUCCUGGUACUACUGCAAUCGGCCUUUUUCAGUACAGGCAACGUUGCGUCCGUUUCUUCAUUUAGUCUUGACAGCGUUUACCGCCUGAUACCAGUAUUUGAUCCUUUUUCUCAGGGAGCGUUGCUAAUUUUAAAGUUGAUGAUCCCCUUUGCUCUUAUUUCUGCCAAUUUGGGAGUAUUAAAUAAAAGGUUAGGAGUCGCCCCAUCAGCUCUCUUCAUGGUGGUCAUGGCAAUUAGCGAUAUUCUGACGCUCUAUUUCUUUUGGGUUGUCAAAGACGAGGGGUCAUGGUUGGAGAUAGGCUCCACAAUCAGCCACUUCGCCAUUGCAAGUCUGCUUUGUGUGUUUGUUGCUGGCCUUGAGGGCGUCAGCACCUUGUUUAUAUCAGGCAUUAACGUGGGGGAUGGGCAAAGCGAACUUGAUCCUACGACUAGCCAGUCAGGGUCUACAAUGAAAAACAAAGGAGCCCCAAAUGGCAACAGUUAUUCAAAUGAAGCCAAAAGACAAUAG
Molecule: messenger RNA, 2718 nt
Organism: Metarhizium acridum CQMa 102
Lineage: Eukaryota; Fungi; Ascomycota; Sordariomycetes; Hypocreales; Clavicipitaceae
Source: RefSeq, a predicted model, not a curated record